CUUCUACUUCACCCUGCAACCAGACACGCUCGCUGCUCCCGUCCACAAGAGACUGCAUCAGGCCCGCACGCCAAGUCAACGCGACAUUCAUCCCUCGUGAACUAGCAUCUACUACGCAGCAAAAGCAAAACUUAAAUUCAACAGGAAAAACGGCGUCAUGCAUCUCGCCACUCCUGCACUCGCGCUCUUGACAGCCUUCGCAGGUGUAGCGGAAGCCAAGACUGCCGCUGAAUGGCGUUCUCGCAGUAUCUAUCAACUUUUCACUGAUCGUUUCGCAAUGGCAGAUGGAAGUUCCCCUGUGUGUAACCUGGGCGAGCGGAAAUACUGCGGCGGCAACUGGCAAGGUAUUCAAAAUAAGCUCUCUUACAUCACUGAUCUGGGCUUCGAUGCCAUCUGGAUCAGUCCCAUCGUCGCAUGCACAGAGGCCCUCACCCAGUACGGCCAAUCCUACCACGGCUACUGGACCGUUGAUAUCAAUAAACUCAACCCGCAUUUCGGAACUGCCAACGAUCUCAAGAAUCUCGUUGCGGCAGCGCAUGCACAGGAUGUCCUCGUCAUGAUCGAUUUGACCAUCAACUCCAUGGCCUACCCCGGCGCGCACGACAAGGUCGACUACUCCACCUUCCAGUCCCCCUUCAAUAAGGCCUCAGCCUAUCACCAAUGGUGUUGGAUUGACUAUACCAAUGCCACCAGUAUUCUCGAAUGUUGGCUCGGUGACGACAAUGUCGCUUUGCUGGACGUCAAGACGGAGGACUCUGGCAUUCGUUCAACCUACCAAAACUGGAUCAAGAACAUCCAAGCCACGUACAAUGUGGAUGGUAUGCGUAUCGAUGCUCUCAAAUCUAUUGAAAUUCCAUUCUUCCCAGACUUCCAAAAGGCAGCAGGCAUGUUUGGUCUCGGUGAGAAUUACCAAGCAGAUCCUACCAUGAAUUGUGCCUACCAGCCUGCUGUUGAUGGUUUGCUCAACUUCCCCUUGUACUACGGCGCUUUAUUUGCCUUUAACGGCACGGGUGGUGGUAUGGACAAUCUCGCUAUGCUCAUCAAGGCCAACUCCGGAAACUGUACCGAUGUCUCUUUGCUCGGCAACUUCUUGGAGAAUCACGAUGUGCCGCGUUACGCAGCUUCCACCAAUGAUCAGCACCAGCGUCUUAAUGCGUUUGCAUUCACCUUCGUUAUGGACGGUAUGCCGGUCGUUUACUAUGGUCAGGAACAAUCAUUCACCGGCACAGCCGAUCCCCUCAAUCGUGAGGCACUUUGGCCCUCUGGCUAUGAUGAGAAGAAUCCGUACUAUCAAGCAAUCAAGGCUCUCAACGCCGUCCGCAAGAAUUGUAUUGCAACCGAUGCUACAUUCUUGACUACAGAAACGACGAUUCUGCAGCACGACAUCAAGCGCAUGGUCCUACAGAAGGGCGACCUCCUGUCCAUCUUGUCGAACGAUGGUAUUUAUGGCUCCAACGAGACCUAUGCGAUUCCCAAGACUGGUUAUGCCGGCAACACAGAACUCAUUGAAGUGCUCUCGCAGAACCGCACAACAACGGAUGCAAGCGGUGCUUUAUCCAUCAAGCUCAAGGCUGGUGCACCACUCAUCUUUUGGCCGUACUCGAAAUGGAACUCUGCCAUUUCACGGCCAAACCUGGAUAUUGUGAUUGAUACACGGACAACAGCCACAACAACCGUGACCACCAAGUUCUUCUACCCGACUGCGCAAUCUAUUCGUUCUGAUGCGUUGCAAAAGUCAAGUAUGUCGCUUGCUUCGUUGAUUGCGUCGCUUGUUGCCGGUGCUGCUGUCUUGGGUGCGUUUGUCGUUGCUUAG
Protomyces lactucae-debilis is the source of this 1813-nucleotide messenger RNA. Its product is annotated as glycoside hydrolase superfamily. The transcript has a single exon. Gene Ontology annotation, biological process: carbohydrate catabolic process. NCBI's taxonomy places the organism in Eukaryota, Fungi, Ascomycota, Taphrinomycetes, Taphrinales, Protomycetaceae. Bases 158 to 1813 code for a protein of 551 amino acids. The record is from RefSeq and is a predicted model, not a curated record. Gene Ontology annotation, molecular function: calcium ion binding; alpha-amylase activity.